AACUUUGUAAAUUAAUUAUUAUAAUCUGUGAUUUCAGAACGAAAUAUGGACAAAGAAAAUCUUAGUUGUGUUUGUAACGGAUGUUCUGCCAAAUGUGAACUACCAAAAAUGUGCAUUGAAUGUGGAAAUCAAAUUAUUAUGGAAUGUGCUAGCAAAUGUGGGGUACCAAAACUGUGUGUAAAAUGCGGGGAAAUUGUAUUGAUCACAUGUGAUGAAUUAAAUAAGAAAAAAUUAAAAGAAAAAUAUCAUCAACAUUCUAAAUUACCACUCACAAAGAAGUGUGCCUGUCCAGGCACAAGACGAUUUUAUUUUCUUAGCGAUGUAUAUCAACCAUGUACACCAUGGAGUACAUAUGAGGAAUGCGAUUGUGGCCAAUAAGCAUAAAAAAUUUAAUUUUGUUCAUAAAAAUUAGAGUCACAAUAUGGUGAACUGCCGAUUAUCAGAAAUUAGUACAGGCAAAUGAUGUUACAUUAGCCUCAUUAAAUCUUAUAUUUUACACCAUGUAUUCAAAUA
Molecule: messenger RNA, 513 nt
Organism: Chrysoperla carnea
Lineage: Eukaryota; Metazoa; Arthropoda; Insecta; Neuroptera; Chrysopidae
Exons: 2
Coding region: 46-378 (110 amino acids)
Source: RefSeq, a predicted model, not a curated record